GCCCACCUGGAGCAAGCAUAAAAGGACAGCCACACGUUGGAGGCACACUCAGCUGCAUGGAGAGAUAGCUGACACCACUACAGAAUUCUCCGGAAGCAUGGACAACACCACAGCACUCACGUUCACCUUGACCGUGUACGCCAUCAUGGAGAACCACAGAAACGGCUUCUUUUUCCUUUUCCUCCUGUUGUACGUCGUCAGUGUGUUCCUAAACGGGCUGCUGAUUAGCCUCAUCCUGCAAAACAAGACGCUGCAGCAGCCCAUGAACGUGUUUGUGACCAUGUUAUGCUUCAACGAGAUCUACGGCAGCAGCUCCUUGCUGCCGUCAGUCAUGAGCGUGCUGCUGACCCACAGACAUGAGAUCAGUGUCAAGUGGUGCGCGGCUCAGGUGUUCUUGCUGCACACCUACGCCUCGGCGCAGUUUUGCAUAUUGGCUCUCAUGGGCUACGACCGCUUUGUCGCCAUCUGUUACCCGCUCCAUUAUAACACCAUCAUGUCCCAUCCCAAGAUGAUGAAGCUGGUGGUGUGCGGGGGUCUUUAUCCGUUCAUUGUAUUUGGCUCUUUAUUCUCUCUGACCAUAAAGCUGCGCUUCUGUGGGAAAACCAUUCCAAAGUUGUACUGCGUCAACAUGGAACUGGUGAAAAACGCCUGUUCAAACGCGUCACACAUAAGUAUUGUGGGACUUGUGUUCAUUUUGUUUCUUGUUGCCCCUCAGGUUUCCAUGAUCGCUUUCUCUUACGGUCACAUCGCGAGAGUGUGUAAGAAAUUACCGAAACAAUCUCAAAGCAACGCUCUAAAAACAUGCAUACCACAUUUAUUAUCUUUGCUCAAUUACACCAUCGGGGCCUUGGUUGAAAUUAUCCAGACCAGGUUGAAUAUGAGUCGCGUUUCCGUGCAAGUACGCAUCUUUUUGUCGCUAUAUUUUGUCAUCAUCCCCUCGGUUGCUAACCCGGUGCUGUAUGGAAUGGGAUCUCAUAUUAUUCGAGUCCACAUCAUGAAGCUGUUGAUUAAACACAGGAUGUUGCCGUCAAAGGUGGUGAAGAAGGUGAUAACAGCUUAGCCCUUUUCAGUCGCAUACUAAAAAAGGAAAGUAUUCGGGGGCAGUUUUAAUAUUUUGUUAAAUUUUGUUUUAAAGCGUGUGAAGGGCCGUGCCCCUCCUCGCUACUGUGCAUGCUUACGUUUUUACCCUCAAGCCAUAACCACGGUGAACUCUCAUAGGCACUGAUUUUAUAGUUUAGCACCUCUCUGUGUGCAAUUUUUACUUUCCACCCACAGUCUGAAUCUUUCUGUAUAUAUGUAUAUAUUAUAAUAUUUAAACAACACAUUCAGAACAUUCGUUCUCAGGACUGGACUGUGC
Messenger RNA from Nerophis lumbriciformis (worm pipefish), 1357 nucleotides. RefSeq names its product olfactory receptor 52D1-like. Lineage: Eukaryota; Metazoa; Chordata; Actinopteri; Syngnathiformes; Syngnathidae. Gene Ontology annotation, molecular function: G protein-coupled receptor activity; odorant binding; olfactory receptor activity. The record is from RefSeq and is a predicted model, not a curated record. Gene Ontology annotation, cellular component: membrane. Gene Ontology annotation, biological process: detection of chemical stimulus involved in sensory perception of smell; G protein-coupled receptor signaling pathway.